AUGAACGCCAUUCUCUGCACAGGCGACUACCGCGGCAUCAACCAGGGCGGUGAGCUCACCAGUAUAUUGCUCCGAGCUAACGUGGCCAGAGUUCUGCACACCCGUCAAGCACAAGCAUCACGGCUGGGUUUGCAAGUGGUGCACCAAGGCUGUCAAGUGGUAACCCCAUGCUCCACAUCUUCUCCUGAUCUCCUUCAUUCCGGUCGAGAGCGAUCGAGACGCGGAUCACCAUACGAAGCUGUGGUGCAGGGGGUUGUCUCAUUCCAAGUGCGCGCAGCGCGUAUGGUCUGUGCGUCUGGUCGGUGCACUACGACUAACCUACUCACCUCGCUCCACUCACCUUCGCCAUCAUCCUCACCACCUACCUCGCAAAAGCUCACCGUAAUGAGCCAGACUCCAGCUCCAGUCCCCGCCCCUGUCCCAGCCAAAGCUUCCAAUCAAGUUCAAGAGCAACCCAAGGAGCAAGGAGCUCAGCAAUACGUCCAAAUCCCCGGCUACCCCCGCGUCAUCAUCUUCUGUGCUGGCUCUAGACCUUCACGGCACAACGCAGGUCGACUUUGCUGGUUCCUGCCCUACGACGACGGGCACUACUGCUACUUCUGCAGAAUCGAGUACGGGUUCGCAUACGACCUGUUCGAUCGUGCACUCCGCGCCGCACCUACGGUCACUACCACCGCUGCGACAACCACCGCCGCUCAGUGA
Molecule: messenger RNA, 702 nt
Organism: Trichosporon asahii var. asahii CBS 2479
Lineage: Eukaryota; Fungi; Basidiomycota; Tremellomycetes; Trichosporonales; Trichosporonaceae
Exons: 3
Coding region: 1-702 (233 amino acids)
Source: RefSeq, a predicted model, not a curated record